AUGUCUAUUUCAUAUGUUGAUGAUAUAUCUGAUGGUCAAGGGAUAUUUAUCUUUGUCAAAAUACUUAGAAGAUGGAAAGGAAGUUUGUACAAAUUGGUAUGGGUCGACUUAUUAAUCUACAUCUCAGCUUAUUAUGUUUUAAAUCUAUCUUAUCGGUUUGCAAUGAAUGACAAGCAAAAAGUAAUUUUUGAAGAAAUUGUUGAAUUCUGUGUUCGAACUAAAGGUGAUAUACCUAUAUCAUUUUUAUUGGGAUUUUUUGUAUCUGGUAUAAUAUCACGUUGGUAUCAAAUGUAUUUAUAUAUACCAUGGAUGAAUCAAAUUGCACUUCAAAUUGCUUCAUCUAUCAAUGCAAAAAAUGAAGAAGGUUCACGUAAAAUUCGUUUAACUAUUAUGCGUUAUAUGAAUUUAGCCUGGGUAUUAAUGAUGAAACGUAUCUCAGAUCAAAUUGCAUGUCGUUUUAUUAAAAAUGAUGAUAUUGGUAGUUUACCAAGUGCAUUAGGUCCUGUAUUACCUAAACGUAAAUCAACAAAUCAUAAACAUUUAAUAAGUAGAAAUACAUGUCAACCAUGGUCAAUUGAUGCAAGUGAAGUAGUACGUACAUCACCAUCAAAAUCAAUAUUACAACAACAAUUAUCUCAAUCACAAUAUCCAAUACAAACUAAAUUAGAUAGUCCAUUAAAUAAUAUAUUUGUUCAACCACAAACACCUAAUUCUUCAGAUGUUCAUACACCAUUAGCACCAUUAGCUACAGAUGAAGAAUGUGGUGCAUUACCUGAUGCAUUUGAAGCAGCUGAUGUUGUAGAAUUAAGAGAAAUGUUAAGAGCAUUUAAUCAAGAUCAAAAAGUGAAAAGUUCAUUUGGUGUAUUAAUUACUGAAAAAGAAAUUUCAUCAUUUGAACGUAUAGCAGCUGAUUGGUUUCGACGUACAAAAACUAAUUAUACACCAGAAUAUUGGGUACCUAUACAAUGGGCUCAAAGAUUAACAUUAAAAGCAUUACAAAGUGGUUAUAUUGAUGAUCCUAAAGUAGCAUUUUAUACUGUUGAAAAUAUUGGUAGAGUUAGACAAAGUAUGCAGAAUUUACAAGUAUACAGUAGUAUUAUGAUUCCAUUAGUGUAUACUCAAGUUGUAAUUAUAGCAGUUUAUAGUUAUUUUAUGUGUCAAAUAUUUGCUUGUCAAUUUGUUGAACAUCGUAAUCAAAAUGGUCAACAUAAUGUGGAUUUAUAUGUCCCAAUUUUUAGUAUCUUCUCUUUCUUAUUCCUUAUGGGUUGGUUAAAGGUAGCUUUAUGUGUUAUGAAUCCAUUCGGUGAUGAUGAUGAAGAUUUUCAAACAUCAAAAAUUUUAGAUUAUAAUUUAGAUGUUAGUUAUCGAUCUGUAUUUAUGGAUCCUGAUGCAUUUCCAGAAAAUCUAUCAGCUCCAUCAGGAAAUAAACGAUCUGAUGAUAAUGAAUCAGAUGAUUUACAAAAAUUUUUAGAUCAAGUUGAUCAUGAAAUUGAAGAAGUUAGAAAUAAAGGAUUAUUAAAUGAUGUAUCUAACUUGGAAAUGCAUCCAUCAUUUUGUGAACGUGCAAGAAAUUUAUGUUGCUGUGAGAAAAAGAAACCACCACCACCUGCAAUUAUGGUUACAAACGUAGAUUACGAAAGAUAUUAUGACAUACCAAUGAAACCAAGUCAUCUCCAUCCAAGUGUUAAAAAAUGGACAUGGCUUAGAAGUUAAUUAAUACUAUUUUCUUUCUAAACUAAACUCAAUUCACAUUUCAAUUUACAAAAACCAAAAUUCAAAAAAUUGAAUACAGAACAAAUAUAACAUAAGUAUGUAUAACCUAAUGCUAAAUAUUUGCUUUAUUUUUUUUAGACUACUUAUAUUCUUAUUCAGUAGUCUGCUAUGAUAAUCAACAUUUUAUUUUGAAAAGCUUUGAUAUCUACUUUCUUAAUUAAUAUUUAUUUAUACAUAUC
Molecule: messenger RNA, 1952 nt
Organism: Schistosoma bovis
Lineage: Eukaryota; Metazoa; Platyhelminthes; Trematoda; Strigeidida; Schistosomatidae
Source: the annotation of a GenBank genome assembly